Molecule: messenger RNA, 2533 nt
Organism: Mycena citricolor
Lineage: Eukaryota; Fungi; Basidiomycota; Agaricomycetes; Agaricales; Mycenaceae
Source: the annotation of a GenBank genome assembly
CUCAUUUGCACCCAUGUCCUCCUCGUCGUUGUUGCGCAGCGGCUUGAAACACAGGAUCCCUCGGAGAACCCAUGGGUUGACUCCAAUGCGCUCGCUUUCUUCUUCUCUGCCUCGUCUGGCGUUCAUGAAAACGGGUGCCACAUUCGCAACUGCAUCGACCGUCGUUCCGCCCAGACAUCUCGCGUCCAGCAGCAGGGCCGCCCCGUCGCAUACUCGAUCGAUGUUUAUACAGACGGAAACGACUCCAAAUGACGACUCCCUCAAAUUCAUUCCCGGUAUCACCGUCAUGGGCGAUGGAACGGCUGAGUUUCUCGACACUCGGUCGGCGCUCAGCUCUCCCCUUGCGAUCCGCCUGAUGGGCGUCGAGGGUGUAAAAGCCGUCUUCUACGGUCCCGACUUCGUCACUGUCUCCAAGGACUCGGAGAAUCCCUGGGCGGUGAUAAAGCCGGAGAUAUACUCUAUCCUGAUGGAGUUUUUCUCUUCCGGCCAAUCGUUGUUCCGCAGCCAGGAGGAUCGAGACAACGCGGGCCCUCAGGACACCAAAAUCCUGGACACAGAUUCAGAGACGGUUGCUAUGAUCAAGGAACUUCUCGAGACUCGUGUUCGGCCUGCCAUCAUGGAAGACGGAGGGGACAUUGAAUAUCGCGGAUUUGAUGAACAAGGAGAUGGUCUCGUCAAGGUCAAGCUAAAGGGUAGCUGCAGAGGUUGUGACUCGAGCACUGUUACGCUGAAGAGUGGCAUCGAGCGAAUGAUGAUGCAUUACAUCCCUGAAGUCAAAGGCGUCGAGCAGGUCCUGGAUCAGGAGGAGGAGAUUGCUCUCGACGAGUUUAACAAGUUAGAAAAGCGACUCAACACCAAACCUUCGAUGGCCGAUUACAUGUCGGUAUAAUUCUGUAUUUACCCUCCUGUAAUUAUAUCUGGCCGUAGACGCCGGCUUGACGCGAUGUGAAACACACACGUGAUAUGUGACACAGGCCCAUUAAGUCACGCUUGUAGUCAAAGCUUGAAGCUUGAAGCUCAAGACGCUUGAAACCAGAUCCUUAUAAUAAGAUAAACAUGACAUAAAUUAACAACACCUGUCCGACACCCUGUUCCCUGAUCCCCCAUUUGCAUUCAACCUCAGCCGUUCCUCAGCACCACCUUUCUGACGAUGCCUCGGCUGUGUAAUGGACGCCCUCGGAUUGUCCUCCCAGCCCAUCUCCGCCUCCCUCCUUUCGUACUGCACUAGCAGCCGCCGUGCAAUCCACCCGAAAACAUCGGACACACCGUCGCCAGUUCUUGCCGACACGCGGAAAUGGGCUGCACCCGACGCACCGACGUCGAGAUCGGCUUCCGUGAGCCACUGCGGGAUCUGACGCUCGUGCUCGCUGGGCUGUUUGCCUUUGCCGCGUUUGGGUGGCUGCGACACGGCGUCCAGGAGGCUGGUGACUGACGCCGACGCGGAGGUUGUCGGCGUGACCGCCGUGGGAGUGACUGCCGUUGUUGGAUGUCGUUUGGUUGAGGUCCCAUUUGCCCCGAAUGGGAAAUGCUGAGGAUAGGGCAGAGGGCUUAGCGCGGCUGACGACGGGCCGGCAUCCAAAGCCCGCUGGACAUCGGUCCGCGACGCAAAGGGAGAGGCGGACGUAUCGAUGGGCGAAGGAGAGACGGAAUUGUUCGCAUAAGCGUCCGCAGUUGUAACGAGAGACAGCGAAGACGAAGAUUUGGAGAAGCGUGCAGGGGUGAUUGUGACUUCGGAGGCACUCCGGGCACUCGGUGAGCGACGUCUAUGGGGAAAGAAUCCGUUCAUAUUGAGUGGGGCGACGGGUGAAUGCUCGUUGUACGAGUGGGCAGACGAGUGGGCGUAUGAAGAUCGAGCGGAGUGCCAGUAUUCGGACGCGCUGUCACUGAACACGGAUGACGACGGCGUGUGAUAGAUGGUGAGUGCGGAGGUAAUGGUUGAAGCACCGCCUCUCGAGUGAGAGCUUGCACGCGAAGUGGAGUGGUUGCGCGGUGUUGCUUUGGGGUGAAAGAAAGAAAGUUGCGAGGGAGACGUAUUGUUGCUAUAUGGCGAGAGAUGGGGGUGUCGCAAGAUGGAUAUUGGGUCUGCUGAUUGCGGGCGGGCAGUGAGCUGCGAUGAGGCCAGUGGGUCUUCUCCAUCAUCAUAGUCGCCGUCUGCGUCCUCCUCAUCUCCAGAAGUAACCGCGAGCGCUCCCAACGGCCUGGGUGUAUGCGGUGGCGUAUCCAACUGAGGUAUCAAUACCCUGACAAAUCUCACCCCUUGCGUCGGACUCACGACAUCCUCGUCCUCCCCAAGCCCAUCCAACAAAUCAGUCUUGUUCCCAACCACGGCCACACAGAAACCGCGCAGGUCUUCAUCUGCCACGGGGGCCUUGUCGCGGAACUCCGCCCACCACUUGCUCAACGCGUACAACGUGUCCGGGGUGGUAACGUCGUACAUGAGUAUCGCGGCGUCCGCGCCCCGGAAGAAAGCCGCCGCGAGGGAGGAGAAACGCUCUUGUCCCGCUGUGUCCCAUAUUUGGAGGGUAAUGGGUUC